AUGCCAUUUGGACUAUGCAAUGCUCCUGGCACAUUUGAGCGUGCAAUGGAACUCAUCAUGAAAGGCCUUCAGUGGCGAACCUUGAUUUUAUAUCUUGACGACAUCAUUGUUAUGAGCUCGACUAUUGGGGAGCACAUCAACCGUCUCGACGAGGUUCUCGGGCGCCUUGGACAAGCAGGACUUAAGCUAAAGCCAAACCAGCUUGCCCGGUGGAUUGAGAUUCUCAGCCAGUUCGACUUCGACAUCGAACAUCGUGCUGGCAGGAAUCAUGGUAAUGCAGACGCAAUGUCUCGAAUACCAUGUGAUCCAGAAUCAUGUGACUGUUAUGACAAAGAAACUAUCAUUGAACAAUUGCCAUGCGGUGGAUGUACAACGAGUGUGAAGCGGCACAAGGCCUGGUCACAGUUCUUCGACGAGGACGACGAUGUCGUUCCCGGUACCCAUAUGAGAGUGCAGCAAACACGCUUGAAAUCAGUUAGAACCCCAAUUGAAAUAGCACUUAGUGUAGACAAGCCCGACAUCAAUGACCGGGACUAUCAUGAAUACGCCGCCAACAUCGUCUCAACGAUGACGGAAGCAUACAACUUAACUCGUGAGCAUCUUGCCUCACAAACUCAGAGACAGAAGAGAGAUUAUGAUGCGAGACUAUCAGUCAAUACCCAAGGCCUCAAAAGUCUGAAUAACUUUGCUCCUUAA
Messenger RNA from Strongylocentrotus purpuratus (purple sea urchin), 696 nucleotides. RefSeq lists its product as uncharacterized. Lineage: Eukaryota; Metazoa; Echinodermata; Echinoidea; Camarodonta; Strongylocentrotidae. Bases 1 to 696 code for a protein of 231 amino acids. The transcript has 4 exons. The record is from RefSeq and is a predicted model, not a curated record.